Molecule: messenger RNA, 1892 nt
Organism: Hevea brasiliensis (rubber tree)
Lineage: Eukaryota; Viridiplantae; Streptophyta; Magnoliopsida; Malpighiales; Euphorbiaceae
Product: membrane-bound O-acyltransferase gup1
Exons: 19
Coding region: 135-1709 (524 amino acids)
Cellular component (GO): endoplasmic reticulum
Molecular function (GO): acyltransferase activity
Source: RefSeq, a predicted model, not a curated record
CGUAAUGUAUCUUGCAGUCAGCCACUGAUCGGAGAAGGCUGGUCUUAUGCUCUUCUCCAAUUCCCUCAUUAGAUUUUGGUGACAGAGGCUGUGCUUUCCUCGAAUCAUACAACAGUAACUGCGCGGCAGCGGCGAUGAAGAAGGAAUGGAAGCGAAGAGAACUGAGCAUUUUGGUGCUCUAUGCCAUUGCUUUCUACACUUUCAUCGUCCGUCGAUCCCUUCAACUCUCUCACGAUCAUGAAGCAAAGCUCUAUGGUUUGCGCCCUGGAUGGCUUCUCCCUCCUUGUCUUAAUGAUGUCUCUGAUGCCCAAUGGAGAAACUUUCGCGGAAACUUGCCAAUUCUUACUGUUGUUUUCGGAAUUUCCACUGCGUUGGCCAAUUUCUUAAGGGCUUUCUUGUGUUUAAAAGCAAAGGGGAUGUCCAUUGUUUGGCUUGUCAUUUCCUUAGUCUAUUUAUCAUACCUUCAUGGAGCUUGCACUGUAUUUAUACUGUCCAUUGCCUCGGUUAAUUUCCUUCUAGUAAAGAUAUUUGCGCGAACCACAUACUUCUCAUUCCUACUUUGGGUUUUCAACAUAUUUUUUCUUCUAUGUAAUCGUGUUUAUGAAGGAUAUUCAUUCGCCACUUUUGGACAAAGGUGGGCAUAUUUGGACAAUUUUCGAGGCACCUUUAGGUGGCACAUUUGCUUUAACUUUGUUAUUCUGCGCAUGAUAAGCUUCGGAUAUGAUUACCAUUGGGCACAUCUGGAUACUCGUUUUGAUCAGAAGAGGCACAUGCAACGUUGCAAUAUCUGCAAGUCUGGAAAAACAUGCUACCAAUUUCUGCAGGAGAGAAGUGGCCCAAAUGAUAAUUUCUCCUUCAACAUAUACCUUUCUUAUCUGGUAUAUGCUCCCCUUUAUAUUGCUGGGCCAAUUAUAAGCUUCAAUGCCUAUGUCUCACAGUUAGACAUGCCUCAGAAUAAUUAUGCUGCCCGAGAUGUGUCAUUAUAUGGAUUACGUUGGAUACUCAGCUUUCUUCUAAUAGAACUUUUGACACAUCUGUUUCACUAUAAUGCUUUUGCAAUCAGUGGCCUGUGGAAAUUGUUAUCGCCUGUGGAUAUAUUCAUCAUAGGAUAUGGGGUCUUGAAUUUCAUGUGGCUAAAGUUUUACCUCAUUUGGCGCUAUUUCCGGUUCUGGUCGCUGGUUUGUGGCAUUGAGGCCCCAGAGAACAUGCCAAAGUGUAUUAAUAAUUGCUACAACUUGGAGAAUUUUUGGAAAAAUUGGCAUGCUUCAUACAAUAAAUGGCUUGUGAGGUACAUGUAUAUUCCUCUUGGAGGUACGCAUAGAAAGCUACUCAAUAUAUGGGUUAUAUUCACAUUUGUUGCUGUCUGGCAUGAUCUAGAGUGGAAACUUCUUUCAUGGGCAUGGUUGACAUGUUUAUUCUUUAUUCCAGAAAUGAUGGUGAAAUCAGUGGCAAAUGGGUUACAGGCAGAGAGUACUUUUGGGGAGUUUCUUUUCCGAGAACUUAGUGCAGUUGCUGGUGCUGUCACUAUCACUUGUCUAAUGGUUGCUAACCUUGUUGGCUAUGUUAUUGGGCCAUCGGGCAUUAAUUGGUUGAUUUCACAAUUUCUCACAAAAAAAGGAUUGCCUGUAUUGGGUAGCAUGUUUAUUACAUUUUAUGUUGGGACAAAGCUUAUGUUCCACAUUGAUGAUGCCAAGAAAAAGAAGCACUAAACUAAGUGGACUAUGAAGGUUCCAUAUGCAACCACCAGUUGUUAGAAGUGACAAGGAAAACAUGGCUACAAAAAGUAGGAUAGAUGACCAUGUACCACAUGAUUUAACCCUCAAUAGAUUGAACCUCCAAUUUGAUAGGUGGGUGUUCAUACUAAGCUUUAUGAGAAAAUUUAGUUUGUUCAA